AAGAAGAUCUGGACGUGUUUGACCUGAAGAAAUACUCUGCUUCAGAGGAGGCUCUUCUGAGGCUGCUGCCAGUGGUCAAAGCCUCCAACAAAGCUCUGCUGAGUGGCUGUAAGCUCUCAGAGAGAAGCUGUGAAGCUCUGUCCUCAGUUCUCAGCUCCCAGUCCUCUAGUCUGAGAGACCUGGACCUGAGUAACAAUGACCUGCAGGACCCAGGAGUGAAGCGUCUUUCUGAUGGACUGAAGAGUCCAGACUGUUUAAUAGAAAGUCUCAGUCUGUCAUUCUGUCAGGUCUCAGAGACAGGCUGUUCGUCUCUGGCCUCAGCUCUGAGCUCCAACCCGUCCCAUCUGAGAGAGCUGGACCUGAGCUACAACCAUCCAGGAGACUCAGGAGACAGACUGCUGUCUGCUGGACUGAAGAAUCCACUCUGGAGACUGGACACUCUCAG
Molecule: messenger RNA, 445 nt
Organism: Plectropomus leopardus (leopard coralgrouper)
Lineage: Eukaryota; Metazoa; Chordata; Actinopteri; Perciformes; Serranidae
Source: RefSeq, a predicted model, not a curated record